CAGUGUUGGUAAAAUCUACACUAAGACCAGCAAAUUCUGUUGUAAUUAUUUUUUAACAUUAAUAUGUUAUAUCCAUGUUUUAUUUUUAUUCUGUUUUUCUCCACAGGAAAAAAGCAGAUCUAGAAUGAUUGACUUACAGAAUUAUUUAAGCCAAAAUGAGAGCAUAGAAAACAUUUCUCUUUGUUAUGAACAUCAUCCUAACUCUUGUCAGCAGAGUGUCUACUCACUGACUGUGAGAUUUGUAACUUAUCUUGUUCUUGGUGUUAUUAUGUUUCUCACAUUAUUUGGAAAUCUUCUGGUGAUCAUAGCUAUAACUCAUUUCAAGCAGCUGCACACACCAACUAACUACCUCACUCUCUCUCUGGCUGUAGCUGACCUGCUUGUAGGAGGGGUGGUGAUGCCUCCUAGCAUGAUACGCUCUGUGGAGACGUGCUGGUAUUUUGGGAGCUUCUUUUGUAAAAUUCAUCGAUAUUAUGCAGUAUGUCACCCCCUGCUGUACCACAGUAAAAUGACUCCUCUUGCUACUCUGUUCAUGAUCACUGUUUGUUGGAGUGUUUCUGCUGCUGUGGGAUUUGGGGUGAUUUUUCUGGAGCUCCGUAUUCAAGGCCUUGAAGAUUACAGUGAUGCUAUGUGUGAGGGGGGAUGUAUGAUGAUUCUUGGGCCCUUAACAGCUUUGAUGAUGUCAAUGUUGACCUUGUACAUCCCCACCAUUGUCAUGCUAAGCAUAUAUUUGAAAAUCUAUCUUGUAGCACAGAGACAAUCACGUUCAAUUCACAGCACACUUUCUCAGAUGAAUACUAGUAAAGCAGAGAGAAAAGCCACUAAAACAUUGGCUAUUGUUAUGGGAGCAUUUCUAGCGUCUUGGGCACCACUUUUAAUCUACAGUAUUGUCGAUAUAUAUCAUGGUUUGAAAAGUCCACCACAGCUGUUUGAUUUCUUUGGUUGGAUCGGAUAUUCAAAUUCAGCAUGCAAUCCGAUUGUGUAUGCAUUCUUUUACAGGUGGUUUAGAAAGGCUGUUAAACAUAUUCUAUAUGGCAAAAUAUUCACAAACAAAUCUUCAAGAACAAAGCUGUAUUCAGAACAGUAUAUCACUGGUCAUGCUCAGUAA
This is a messenger RNA of Colossoma macropomum (tambaqui), 1108 nucleotides long. RefSeq names its product trace amine-associated receptor 1-like. Gene Ontology annotation, cellular component: membrane. Lineage: Eukaryota; Metazoa; Chordata; Actinopteri; Characiformes; Serrasalmidae. The transcript has 2 exons. The coding region runs from base 125 to 1108 and encodes 327 amino acids. The record is from RefSeq and is a predicted model, not a curated record. Gene Ontology annotation, biological process: adenylate cyclase-activating adrenergic receptor signaling pathway. Gene Ontology annotation, molecular function: trace-amine receptor activity.